AUGGAUAUGUCGAAAGUCGUUAGCUUUUCCCGGAAUUUCGCCGUCUUGGUCAAAGUCGAAGGCCCUGAUCCAAAGGGAUUGAAGAUGAGGACACAUGCUUUCCAUCAAUACCAUUCUGGCAAUACAACACUCUCAGCUUCUGGGAUGUUGUUUCCUAGAAGCGUCUUGAGCGGUGAAGUUGCGGCGGCUAAGCUUAUGGCUGAGGACCAGGACGUGGCUCUGGUUUUGACUGUUGCAUCUCUUGUAGAACCAUUCUUAACUAUGGCUCAUAGAACUAGUCUCUCUCAGGAUCCGGUGAAGUUGAUUCCUGGUGCUCGGAUUGAGGUUAUGGUGGAGGGUCAGCUAAACUCGGAAAAGGAAGAUCCUUUUUGGGUUCCUGCGCAACUCCUUUCGCUGGUUGAUGUCCCUGUAUCAUCUGCUGCACUCGAGUCUCUUAUUGUAAAUGCUUCCUCGGGUUCAAAAGAUUCAGGAUGGGAUGUUGGUUGGUCUUUGGUCUCUGCUGAUAAUGGUUCUCAGCCUUCAAUUAAUGUUGAACAUUUCAGCAAGCCUUUGAUGCAACUUAAUGAGCCACUCAAAGCUAGUUUUAUGGCCAAGUCUGCCACUCGAAUGGCUCUUCUAGGAGUCUCCUUAAGUUUAUUGGGUCAGCCAAACAUUAAUUUCGCUUCUGCAAGUAGUAAAGGUGAUACACUUGUAACACUUGGCUCUCCUUUUGGAAUCCUUUCACCUGUACACUUCUUUAACAGUGUAUCAACUGGUUCCAUUGCCAACUGCUAUCCUUCUGGGUCUCUAAAGAAGUCAUUGAUGAUGGCUGAUGUUCGAUGUCUCCCUGGAAUGGAAGGGGCUCCAGUGUUUGAUAAGAAUGGGCACUUCAUUGGCAUUUUGAUUAGACCUCUGAGGCAAAAGAACAGUGGCGUUGAAAUUCAGCUGGUGGUUCCGUGGGGAGCAAUCACAACUGCUUGCAGCCACUUGCUGCUUGAAGAGCCAUCUGGUGGAGGAAGUGAAGCUUUGAGGAUUAAGACAGAUGCUAGUAUUCCUGUACAAGUGGCUGUUCAGAAGGCAAUGGAAUCGAUUUGUCUUAUCACGGUCGACGAUGGUGUCUGGGCAUCCGGUGUGGUUCUUAACGAACAUGGUCUUAUACUUACAAAUGCUCACCUGCUUGAGCCGUGGAGGUUUGGAAAAGGUGGUGUAUAUGGUGACAAGGACAACGGUUUAGAACCAUAUGUCUUAGGUGCCGAGGAGAGUCAAACAUCUCUUGGAGAGAAAAACAUCAAACACAAUUUCCUUAGGACUGGGCAUAGAGACAUACGUGUAAGAUUGUAUCACCAAGAUUCUUGGUGUCCAGCUAAAGUGGUCUAUAUUUGCAAGGAACAAUUGGAUGUUGCCUUACUGCAGCUAGAAUAUGUCCCCGGAAGGCUCCAACCUAUUGCUGCCAAUUAUUCUUCUCCUCCGUUGGGUUCAUCGGCUCAUGUUAUUGGACAUGGACUCUUCGGACCAAGAUGUGGGCUUUCUCCUUCUAUCUGCACCGGAGUUGUAUCAAAGGUAGUUCACACAAAGAUGAGAAUGUUGCAAGAUGCCACAGAGUUCCCUGCUAUGCUCGAAACAACAGCUGCUGUGCAUCCAGGUGGUAGUGGUGGUGCUGUUGUCAAUUCAAGUGGCCAUAUGAUAGGACUUGUUACCAGCAACGCAAGACAUGGAGCAGGGACAGUAAUACCGCAUCUCAACUUCAGCAUUCCGUGUGCAAUCUUAGCACCAAUCUUCAAGUUUGCAGAAGAUAUGCAGAACGUGGAGAUCCUUCAAACACUUGAUCAGCCAAACGAAGAACUCUCAUCGAUAUGGGCUUUGAUGCCAUCGCUGUCACCAAAGCCUAAGCCAAACACUGAGCAGUCUCUACCAAAUCUGCCUAAGAUAUUCAAAGAUGGCAAUGAGAAACAAAAGAAAGGAUCUCAGUUCGCCAAGUUCAUAUCAGAGACUCAAGAGAUGUUUGUAAAGCCGACCAAGCUUAACCGCAGCGUGAUCCCUAGCAAGUUAUGA
Messenger RNA from Microthlaspi erraticum, 2031 nucleotides. Lineage: Eukaryota; Viridiplantae; Streptophyta; Magnoliopsida; Brassicales; Brassicaceae. The record is from the annotation of a GenBank genome assembly.